Diospyros lotus (date-plum) is the source of this 824-nucleotide messenger RNA. Its product is annotated as actin-depolymerizing factor 5. Gene Ontology annotation, biological process: actin filament depolymerization; actin filament bundle assembly. The transcript is spliced from 3 exons. Gene Ontology annotation, cellular component: actin cytoskeleton; cytoplasm. The record is from RefSeq and is a predicted model, not a curated record. Lineage: Eukaryota; Viridiplantae; Streptophyta; Magnoliopsida; Ericales; Ebenaceae. Gene Ontology annotation, molecular function: actin filament binding. The coding region runs from base 107 to 538 and encodes 143 amino acids.
CAAGGGCAUUUUCAUGUGACCACAUCUAUAUAUAAUCCCAUUCGCAUCGUCGUCAUCAUCUAGUAUACGUCUCCAAGUUUCUAAUUUCAUUGCUCCAACUUCAACAAUGGCGAUGGCUUUCAAGAUGGCGACGACGGGGAUGUGGGUGACGGAGGAAUGCAAGAACUCGUUCAUGGAGAUGAAGUGGAAGAAGGUACACAGGUACAUAGUGUUCAAGAUCGACGAAGGCUCGAGGCUGGUGACCGUCGACAAGGUCGGCGGCCCCGGCGAGAGCUACGACGAUCUCGCCGCCUCUCUGCCGGAGGACGACUGCCGAUACGCCGUCUUCGAUUUUGAUUUCGUCACCGUCGACAACUGCCGGAAAAGCAAGAUCUUCUUCAUUGCAUGGUCUCCAACAGCGUCAAGAAUCAGAGCAAAAAUGCUUUACGCAACAUCAAAAGAUGGGCUGAGGAGAGUGCUGGAAGGCAUCCAUUAUGAGCUGCAGGCAACCGACCCAACCGAGAUGGGUUUUGAUGUGAUUAAGGACAGGGCCAAAUAGCCCUCCCUCCUAUAUCAUACAUAAACAACAACUAUUAUAAUAAUAAUAAUUAUUAUUAUAAUAAUGAUAAUAGUAUUUGGCAUUUGGAUUUGGCCAAUUUUACUUUUUUUUUUUUUUUUUUCUUAAUCUAAUAACUCCAAUUAGUGGGUUGUUUUCUUCUUGUUAACUUUUCUUGCUUUUAGCCAGAUCCCUCAGCACUGAUGUAACUUAAAUCCCUCUAAUUUGUAAUAAAGUAGCACUCGCUGUCACUGUGUGAUUAUUUAAUGACCAGCCACCUUUCAAUGUC